Messenger RNA from Naumovozyma dairenensis CBS 421, 384 nucleotides. It is a transcript of the gene KGD4, whose product is annotated as alpha-ketoglutarate dehydrogenase subunit KGD4. The record is from RefSeq and is a predicted model, not a curated record. Bases 1 to 384 code for a protein of 127 amino acids. The transcript has a single exon. NCBI's taxonomy places the organism in Eukaryota, Fungi, Ascomycota, Saccharomycetes, Saccharomycetales, Saccharomycetaceae. Gene Ontology annotation, biological process: 2-oxoglutarate metabolic process.
AUGAAAUCCAGUGCUGUGAGAUUAGCCAAGAGUUACACUCCAAUGAUCAAGUUUGUUGGAACCAAACAUCCUAUGAUAGAUCAUCCAAAUAAAAUCAUUCCACAUCCUUGUACAAUCAAUAAUAUGUUACCUGGAUCCCAGGAUUGCAUAUCAGUGCAAGAGUAUUUGAAGAAUAUAAAACCAUUUGUUGUCGUGCCAUUUAAACAGACACCAAAGCAAACCACCAAAGGGUCAGGGAGAGACGAUGCUUCCAGAUAUGUUUAUUUUGAUAGACCCUUAAAGGAUAAUGAAGUGAGUGCCAUUUCUGAUUUACCAGAAAGAUUUAGACCUAGAACCAUUGAUGAAAUAGAAGUGGAAUUUAUUAAUAAUGGAGGUGUCAUGUAA